UCCCCGGGCAGCCUGGGCGGCCGCUGCUGCCGGUAACUGUCUAGCUGCGGCGCUGCUUGCUGUUCGUUUCCCUGGAAGGCAGCGGAGGCGGCGGUUGCUCCAGACACCUGCGGCGGCGACCCCCCUCCUCCCCCGGGCGGCGCGGAGAUGUGGCCCUUGGUGGCGGCGCUGUUGCUGGGCUCCUGCUGCUGCGGUUCAGCUCAACUACUGCUUAGUAAAAUCAAAUCUGUAGAAUAUACUUCGUGCAAUGAGACUGUCGUCAUCCCCUGCAUCAUCCUCAAUGUGGAGGCACAAAGCAUUGAAGAAAUGUAUGUCAAGUGGAAGUUAAACAAAACAUACAUUUUCAUCUAUGUUGGGAGUACAAACAACUCUACUGUAGACACUAACUUUGCCAGUGCAAAAAUCUCAGUCUCAGACUUACUGAAAGGCGAUGCCUCUUUGAAAAUGAAUAAGCAACAUGCCGUCGUGGGCAACUACACGUGUGAAGUUACAGAGUUAUCCAGAGAAGGCAAAACAGUGAUAGAGCUGAAGUACCGUAUGGACGUCAACUGUUGCCAAGGAGCAGACUGUUCUAACCACACUACCCCGGCAGGGGACGUGAAGGAGAAAGGAGGUUGCAAAUUAGCAUCAUGGUUUUCUCCAAAUGAAAAGAUCCUCAUCGUUAUUUUCCCAAUUUUGGCUAUACUCCUGUUCUGGGGAAAGUUUGGUAUUUUAACACUGAAAUAUAAAUCCACUCACACGAGUAAGAGAAUCAUUCUGCUGCUCAUCACCGGGACUGUGCUCACCAUCAUCGUCAUCGUCGGAGCCAUUCUUCUCAUCCCGGGAGAAAACCCUGUAAAGAGUGCUUCUGGACUUGGCCUCAUUGUCAUCUCUAUAGGAAUAUUAAUUCCACUUCAGUACAAUGUGUUUAUGACGGCUUUUGGAAUGACCUCCUUCACCAUCCCCAUACUGAUCACUCAAGUGCUGGGCUAUGUCCUUGCUUUGGUUGGACUGUGUCUCUGCAUCAUGGCUUGUGAACCAGUGCACGCCCCCCUUUUGAUUUCAGGUUUGGGUAUCAUAGCUCUACCAGAAUUACUUGGACUAAUUUAUAUGAAAUUUAUUGCUUCCAACCAGAGGACUAUACAACCUCCUAGGAAAGCUGUAGAGGAACCCCUUAACGCAUUUAAAGAAUCAAAAGGAAUGAUGAAUGAUGAAUAAGUGAGGGGAAGUGAUGGACUGUAACUGGAGCGUCCAAAGUAGAGGAAUACAUGUGUGUUUAAGCAUCAUGACCUUGAUGACUCAUGGCUGGCAAGAAGAAUACAAGCAACAGUAACUGGUUUUCAUCUCUGAAAGAACAUGUCAUUAACCCAUACAUGAUUAUUCCAGUUCAGUUUAUAUUCAAAGCAGCUGUAAUUUACUUAAUAAAAGAAUUAUGAUUGUGUCGUGUAACCAAUUGAAAUCCAUUUUUCUAUUGUUUCUACUCAACUAGGGGCAAACGUAUCAGGGGCAACUUCCAAGAAUGAUGUUUGAGUCUUUGGACACAGGGUUUAAAUCAGUUCUGGAUGAGACUUGCCUAGCAUUAACCUGAUGGCUACUCAGAGAUACCUGUGAAAAACAGUGGUAUCCAGGAAGCCUUAGUAAACUCAGGUUCCCAGCAGCUUUGUCAUUUAUGCUGCUAGCUGAAUAAUAUGACUGCCACUUCUGGGUCAUAGGGAUAGAGACAGAAGUAGAAACAUUAAUUUGGCCAGGCAAAUCCUGUAUGCCCCCUUUGUGUGCUAUAUUGAUGGCACUAGUGUUUUCAUUCUCGGGGGUUGCCUCCAAUUCACACUCCCCCCCCCCUUUGACAUAAAGUGCACCCAGAUUUUUGGAUACUUUUUUUUCUUAUAGAUGUGGUUUUCUUUUUUUUUCUGCACACAACCCUUUGCACCCUGUCCUGUCCUGCUGCUUGCAUUUAUGGUACAAGAUGGAGUACCUUUUCCCCUCUUCAGACAUGGGCCUUCAAGUAGUGUCAGUUGCAGAAAGGAGCCAGACUUAUUCUCAAAGCACUGUGCUCACUCAUACUCUUCAGCAAAAAAAAAAAAAAAAA
This is a messenger RNA of Onychomys torridus (southern grasshopper mouse), 2065 nucleotides long. It is a transcript of the gene Cd47, whose product is annotated as CD47 molecule. Gene Ontology annotation, biological process: positive regulation of inflammatory response; positive regulation of cell-cell adhesion; positive regulation of phagocytosis. Gene Ontology annotation, cellular component: extracellular exosome; plasma membrane. Lineage: Eukaryota; Metazoa; Chordata; Mammalia; Rodentia; Cricetidae. The transcript is spliced from 12 exons. Gene Ontology annotation, molecular function: thrombospondin receptor activity. The coding region runs from base 148 to 1197 and encodes 349 amino acids. The record is from RefSeq and is a predicted model, not a curated record.